Messenger RNA from Camarhynchus parvulus, 3372 nucleotides. It is a transcript of the gene LMBRD2, whose product is annotated as LMBR1 domain containing 2. Lineage: Eukaryota; Metazoa; Chordata; Aves; Passeriformes; Thraupidae. The coding region runs from base 315 to 2384 and encodes 689 amino acids. Gene Ontology annotation, biological process: adrenergic receptor signaling pathway. The transcript is spliced from 18 exons. The record is from RefSeq and is a predicted model, not a curated record. Gene Ontology annotation, cellular component: membrane.
CGCGCCUUUCAGCACCGCGCCAUCCCGGCGCCGGCGGGGGGAGGAGCGCAGAGGCUGCCGGGAGCUGUAGUUCGCAGUCUUGUGCCCGCCCGGAGGCGGGGCCGUGCCGGGCCGGCGGGCGGCGAAUGGCGGCGGCUCCAACGCGGAAGGAGCCGGGAGCGGCUGUUGCUCCUUGCGCCACGCUCUGAGCCCGGGGCUGGCCGGGAUGGCGGGCGGCGGAGCCCCUCGGGGGACGCGACGCUGAGCGGCGGCUCGGCUGUGUUUUGAUCUGCUUUCCCAAGUGCUUGUGGUGUGGCUGGGGCCAGCAUUUAACAAUGAGUGGUGCAGCCCUGGGCCUCGAGAUAGUGUUUGUCUUUUUCUUGGCCUUAUUCCUACUUCACCGGUAUGGAGACUUCAAGAAACAGCACAGGCUGGUGAUCAUAGCAACAUUAUUGGCUUGGUAUCUCUGCUUCCUGAUUGUAUUCAUACUGCCUUUGGAUGUCAGUACGACUAUUUAUAAUCGAUGCAAGCUUGCGGUUAACUCUAGUCCUGCAGAAAGUAAUGGCUCUUACGUUACUCUUGCUCCAAGCAGCAAGCAAAAAUGUUUCAAACCCUGGAGUUAUAUUCCUGAUGGAAUUAUGCCAAUUUUCUGGCGUGUUGUGUAUUGGACAUCUCAGUUUUUAACAUGGAUUCUGCUACCUUUUAUGCAGUCAUAUGCUAGAUCAGGAGGGUUCUCCAUCACUGGAAAGAUUAAAACUGCUCUGAUUGAGAAUGCCAUCUAUUAUGGCACUUACUUGCUAAUUUUUGGAGCAUUUCUAAUAUAUGUGGCUGUAAACCCAAACUUCAAUUUACAAUGGAACCAGCUUCAGACUAUUGGAAUAGCUGCUGCAAACACAUGGGGUCUGUUCCUUCUUGUGUUGCUUUUGGGUUAUGGUUUGGUGGAAAUCCCUCGUUCUCACUGGAAUGGGGCCAAGAGGGGUUAUCUACUCAUGAAGACUUACUUCAAAGCUGCCAAACUGAUGACUGAAAAAGCAGAUGCAGAGGAGAAUUUAGAGGAUAUUAUGGAGGAAGUCCGUAAAGUAAGUGAGAGUAUCAAAUAUAACCACCCCUUGAGGAAAUGUGUUGAUACUAUACUGAAAAAGUGCCCUACUGAGUACCAGGAAAGAAUGGGUAGAAAUAUGGAUGAUUAUGAAGAUUUUGAUGAAAGACAGAACAGUUAUCCCAGUGAAAAAAGUUUGGCCAAACUUCACAAGCAGGUCAUCUAUUCAGUGCAGAGACAUCGUCGUACACAGGUCCAGUGGCAAAUUCUUUUAGAGCAAGCAUUUUACCUGGAAGAUGUGGCAAAAAAUGAAAGCAGUGCAACUCGACAGUUUGUUCAUACCUUUCAUUCCCAGGAACCAGAAAACAAAAUAAUUCAGUACUUCUACACACCAACGGUUGAGUGGUACUGGGAGUGCCUUCUCCGACCAUGGUUUUACAGAGUGCUUGCAGUUGUGCUGGCCACAUUCUCUGUAAUUGUUGUGUGGUCGGAGUGCACAUUCUUCAGCACAAAACCAGUUCUGUCGCUAUUUGCGGUUUUCAUACAGCUGGCAGAAAAGACAUACAAUUAUAUAUACAUAGAGAUGGCCUGUUUUCUUACCAUCUUUUUCUUAAGUAUCUGUGUUUACUCUACUGUCUUCAGGAUCCGUGUAUUUAACUAUUAUUACUUAGCUUCACAUCAUCAGACAGAUGCAUACAGUCUCCUUUUCAGUGGCAUGUUAUUUUGCCGUCUUACUCCACCACUGUGCUUGAACUUUCUGGGCUUGACCCAUAUGGAUGCAACAAUCUCUCACAAAAACACUCAGCCAACUGCUUAUACAUCUAUAAUGGGAUCCAUGAGAGUGCUGUCCUUCAUUGCAGAUGGAUUCUAUAUCUACUACCCAAUGCUUGUUGUCAUUCUUUGUAUUGCUACGUACUUCAGUUUAGGAACUCGUUGUUUGAAUCUUUUGGGGUUCCAGCAGUUCAUGGGUGAUAGUGAAAUGACCUCUGACUUGAUUGAUGAAGGAAAAGAGCUAAUCAGAAGAGAGAAAAGAAAACGACAGAGGCAGGAAGAAGGUGAAAACAGAAGAAGGGAAUGGAAGGAGCGGUAUGGAAAUAGAGAAGAUUCCACCAGAAGCAGAGCUGUCCACACAGACCAGAAAGAAUCCAGCUUCUCAGAGACCAAUGCCAAUAGACCACUAUCAAAGUAUACCCGUUCAAAUGGUAGGACUGAAAGAGAUAGAAUAGAACUCCUCCAGGAUGCAGAACCUUUGGAUUUUAAUGCAGACUCUGUUAAUGACGACCCCCUUGAAUCGGACUCAGGAAGGUACCAGCCUGGUGGAAGAUACCUGUCAAUGUCUCGAAGCAAAAUAUUUGAUGAUGUCUAAGCUCAUCAAAGCUAAAGAAAAUUCAGUGGAAAUCUAGCUCCUACUCAUUGCUUGGAAAAUACUCUAUUUGCAAUAUAUCACUGAACCAUCAAAGACUCUUUAAAAAAAACAUGAAGGAACAACUCUUUUGGGAAUGCACGUGUAUGAUAACUUCACCACUAGUGAUAGGAAUAUGCUUCUGCUGUUGUAGAUCAUGUUGUGCAUCAGUGUGGGCUUUUGUGUCAUGACCAAAAGGAGAAAACUAUUUAAAGUUAAUAGAUGAUAAACUCACAAAUAUACCUAGGGCUCAACUUGAACUGUAACAGUCUAAGUUUGGGGAAGAGAUUUUCUGGAAUUUUUUAUUUUGUAUUUUAACCAAUGCUGUGAGAGCAUAUUGAUGUAUCCAAAGUGCAGUUAUAUCAACUGUGCUUUUGCUGAGAAAGGUUGGACUGUAAAAUCAUAGUCACAGAAUGGUUUGGGUUGGAAGGAACCUUAAAGAUCAUCUAAUUUCAAGCGCCUCUGCCAUGGGCAGGGACCUUCUAGUGUUGCUCAGCCCUCCAUCCAGCCUGGCCUUGAACACACCCAGGGAUAGGGCAUCCACAAGUUCUGUGUGGCAACCUGUGCCAGUGCCUCACCACCCAUACAGUAAAGAGUUUCUUUAGAUAUCUCAUCUAAAUCUGUCUUCUUCAAAUUUUCAGCCAUUUCCCCUUGUCCUGUCACCACACUUCCUGAUAUAGAGUCCCUCUCCAGCUUCCCUUUAGGCACCUUCAGACCGUGGAGGGUUUUUCCUGUGAGGUCUCCACACAACGUUCUCUUCACCAGGCUGAAAAGCCCCAACUUUUUCAGCUGAUCUUCAUUGAGGGAGGUGCUCUAGUCCUCUCACCAACCUGGUGGUCCCCUCUGCGGUGACUCCAGCAGGUCCCUGUCCCUCCUGUGCUGGGAGCCCAGGGCUGGAUGCAGUGCUCCAGGUGGGUCUCAGCAGAGCAGAGCAGAGGGGCAGAAUCCCCUC